Prunus mume (Japanese apricot) is the source of this 1434-nucleotide messenger RNA. RefSeq names its product phosphoserine aminotransferase, putative (DUF760). NCBI's taxonomy places the organism in Eukaryota, Viridiplantae, Streptophyta, Magnoliopsida, Rosales, Rosaceae. The record is from RefSeq and is a predicted model, not a curated record.
UCUCUGUUUCUGAUUCGACCACUGAACCUCUAUCCAAAAACCUUCCAUAUAUUCUUUUUCUUCUUCAAAAACCUCUCAAUUUUCUCAGUCUCAGUCUCUCCACCCAAUUUCAGCACCAGACAUUGUUGAUGGACCAUUGUAUCUCCCCGCUCUCAACCCUAAAGCCCCGCAUAACGCCCCGUUUUGCUCCCAGGCCCGCCCUCCAGUCGGUGACCAGGCGGUUCAGGCCGUUGACCGUCGUCGUCGGAGCCGGGGCGAGUCACUGCGAGUUCAGCAGCCUCAACUCGCCACUCGACCCGAGGACCCGACCCGGAAAGGACCUCAGCACCGUUCUGCAAAACCACCCCCAGCUGUUUCACCUUGCGGUGGCUCAGGAGCUCAAGAAGUUGGCUGAUGAUCGAGAACUCGCCCUCUCUCGUAUGUCUCUGAGCGCUGCCUCUCACGAGGCCUGCCUUCAUAGGAGGAUUGCGCAACUGAAGGAGCAGGAGUGCCAGAUUGUUGUUGAAGAUGUAAUGUACCUGUUAAUCUUUUACAAGUUUUCUGAGAUCAAAGUUCAUUUGGUUCCUAAGCUCUCUAGAUGCAUCUACAAUGGGAGACUAGAGAUAUGGCCUUCAAAGGACUGGGAGCUAGAGUCCCUUUACAGCUUUGAGAUUUUGGAGAUGAUAAGGGAACAUGUCAGUACAGUCAUUGGCUUGAGAGUAAAUUCUAGUGUUACAGACAAUUGGGCAAUGACAAAGAUCACACGUCAAAUGCUUGGUCGAGUAUACGUGGCCUCCAUCUUAUACGGCUACUUUUUGAAAUCUGCCUCAUUAAGACAUUGUCUGGAUCGGAUUCUAGCUCUGGAAAGCCAAGACCUUCAUCUGAGUCAUAGAACCUCCCUUCACUAUCAGGAGAUGUGUCCUAAUGGAAUGAAAAAUCUCCUCUUUGGUCGCAUAGGCAACAUUCAAGCGAAUUAUAAAGGGUCAAGUAGGUUGGAAAAGACACAAGGAAAGUUGAGUUGUUAUGUGAUGGGGUUUGAUCCUGACACACUUCAGAGAUGCGCAAAACUGAGAUCUGAGGUGGCUGUGAAUUUAGUUAAAAAUCACUGUUGUGCUCUUUUUGGGGAUGAUGGGACCAUGAAUUCACCCGAGACCGAUGAAGUUAUCUCAACUUCAUAUUCAAGUGUGAAGAGGCUAGUUUUGGAGGCUGUUGCGUUUGGUUCUUUCCUUUGGGACACAGAAGAAUGCAUCGAGACAGUGUAUAAGCUUAAGGAGAACUAACUAGUGGGUAUGACAGUUUCUUUUGCCCAAUAUGGUUUGGGUGAAAUUUUCUUUGUAAAUAGCAAGGAUCGUACUCUGCGUUUUUGGCUCCGCAGCCAUGCAAGCCCCCAGUAAUUUUCCGUUGUAUAGUGUACAUCAUGAUUAUAAAUAAAAUAUAGUUUUGAUUCCUAGCCAA